UUUUAUACUCCUCAAAACCCUAAAGCUUUUCUUCUUACUUCCGCAAACAAAGCUUUUGGCUCUCACACAAACAUCAGCUCUGUAGUUGCCUCUCACUAGCAGAUCUGUGAAGAUGUACACGUCGAAGCAAAAGAUUCACAAAGAUAAAGAUGCUGAACCUUCUGAGUUUGAAGUGUCUGUUGCACAGGCUUUCUUUGAUUUGGAAAACACCAACCAAGAGCUGAAAAGUGAAUUGAAGGACCUAUACAUCAAUUCAGCAACUCAAAUUGAUGUGUCAGGAAACAGGAAGGCUGUUGUUAUCCAUGUUCCCUACAGACUGAGGAAAGCUUUCCGCAAGGUUCAUGUUCGCCUUGUUAGGGAGUUGGAGAAGAAAUUCAGUGGCAAGGAUGUGAUCUUUAUUGCCACCAGGAGGAUAGUGAGACCUCCUAAGAGAGGUUCAGCUGCUCAACGACCCCGCACCAGAACUCUUACAUCUGUUCAUGAUGCCAUAUUGGAGGAUUUGGUUGUCCCUGCAGAGAUUGUUGGGAAGCGUACUAGGUAUCGCGUUGAUGGCUCCAAGAUAAUGAAGGUGUACUUGGACCCCAAGGAACGAAACAACACAGAGUAUAAGUUGGAGACCUUUUCAGCAGUUUACAGAAAGCUUUCAGGCAAAGAUGUUGUGUUUGAGUACCCCAUCACUGAGGCUUAAGUUAAUGUAAUGCUUGUCCUCGUCUAUUUGAUGUGAAACUACACAUUAGCGGUUCCUCCUUUGAAAUUUUGGCAGUUCCAUUUUGUUUUAGAAUGCAGGGAACUAUGUGAAAUUCCUAUCAAUUUUAAGUUAAAACCAUGUUGCUAUGUCAUAGAUUUCGAGUUUGUUUAUUGAAA
Molecule: messenger RNA, 864 nt
Organism: Solanum verrucosum
Lineage: Eukaryota; Viridiplantae; Streptophyta; Magnoliopsida; Solanales; Solanaceae
Product: 40S ribosomal protein S7-1-like
Exons: 6
Coding region: 113-688 (191 amino acids)
Biological process (GO): ribosomal small subunit biogenesis; rRNA processing; translation
Cellular component (GO): 90S preribosome; small-subunit processome; cytosolic small ribosomal subunit
Molecular function (GO): structural constituent of ribosome
Source: RefSeq, a predicted model, not a curated record